Dufourea novaeangliae is the source of this 705-nucleotide messenger RNA. RefSeq names its product josephin-2 (gene Josd). Gene Ontology annotation, biological process: protein deubiquitination. Gene Ontology annotation, molecular function: cysteine-type deubiquitinase activity. The transcript has 4 exons. NCBI's taxonomy places the organism in Eukaryota, Metazoa, Arthropoda, Insecta, Hymenoptera, Halictidae. The record is from RefSeq and is a predicted model, not a curated record. Bases 1 to 705 code for a protein of 234 amino acids.
AUGGUUGCAAAUACAGUAGCUGAUAUGACUGGAUCCAUAUACCAUGAAAGACAAGUAAAAGAGCUUUGUGCUUUACAUGCAUUGAACAACUUGUUUCAAGAGAGAGGAUUUAGUAAACAAGAAUUAGAUAAGAUUUGUUACAAUUUAAGUCCAGACGUAUGGAUUAAUCCUCAUAAAUCAUUGUUAGGGCUUGGUAAUUAUGAUAUUAAUGUUAUUAUGGCAGCAUUACAAGAAAAAGGACGAGAAGCAGUUUGGUUUGAUAAACGCAGAGAUCCACAAUGUCUAUGUUUAGACAACAUUGAAGGCUUCAUAUUGAAUGUACCAACAGAAUAUAAAUUAGGAUUCGUAUUACUUCCUUUGAAAAGGCGUCAUUGGAUUGCCUUGAAGAAAAUUCAUGGUGCCUUUUACAAUCUCGAUUCGAAGCUUGAUUCUCCACAACUCAUAGGAAAGGAUCAUGAUUUACUCUUGUAUCUGAAGGACCAGAUAGACAGCAAGGAGAAGGAGUUGUUUCUUGUUGUGUCAACAGAAGUAGGUAGUAAUCAAGGAUGGUUAAUGAAUACUUAUGCAAACAAUGAGGGGAUCAGUACAGAUCAUGAUUCGGUUACAUACAUUGAAAAUGGUUAUACAGGUGUAGACUUGAAAAAGGAGGAGUCCAAAGAAAUGAAUGAAAAUGAAGAAUUUGUAGAUAAUAAAAAUUCUAGGUAA